CCUCCCUCCCUCCUGCCCUCCACCCCGAACUUGCCUUUUUCGGUCAUUUUCUUUAUACCUGUUCAUUGAACGUAUUCGCAGCGCAUAUCAGGUUUGUGAAAAGAAAACACAAAUAAUAUGGACGGCGAAGACGUGCAGAUACGUGUCGAGCCCGACACCGCCGUCGUCGACGCGCACGGACCGCCCGUCGAGACAGUCGCCCCCAUCAUCGACGCUGACGACCACGCCUCAUCGCACUCGGACGAAGGAGGCGAGGAGGAAGGCGAGGGCGAGGGAGAAGGAGAAGAAGCGGAAGACGAAGAAGAGAGCGAAUCGGGCGAGGACAGCGGCUCGGACGACGACGACGAGGACGAGGGCGAGGAGAGCGAUAAGCCGGUUUCGGCGGCUAGCGUGAGCGUGGAUGCCGAGGACGCCGGGAUGAGAGGAAAGUCCAAGGCGGAGAGUCCUUCCGGAGCCGCGGGCGCUAAUUCGGACCCUGUCGCCACAUCUUCUCUUUCACCUGUUCCUGCUGCCCUCGCCACACCGGAUGCUGGACCUCCUGCAAAUACAACAGCAACCACCACUGCCGAUAAUGCAACGAUUAAUGAUGCAGUCGCCGUCGCCACUACCACAGAUCUCACAGCAGCCACCACCGUCGCUCCUCCUCCCGCCCCUCCCAAACCCAAGACCAAACGUCCCCGAUCACCUUCCCCGUCCCCACCACCUCCACCCCCACCCCCGCUCACAACAAUCCGACUCGACAUCGCGCUCGGUGGUCCAGAGAAAUACGAGGUCGAUAUCGCCGCGAUGGCGAAGGCGACGGGACAGAGGCCCGCUACGCCGCCUAUGCUGAAGAAGAGGUAUGAGAGCGAGACGGAGAAUGAGCCGGAGGUGCCGGUGCUGCCUAGUGAGUUGGACGUGGGUGCGAAACCGAAGAGGGGGAGGAAGAAGAAGAAUCUGGGACAAGAGUAUUACGACCUGAAUGAUCCGUUCAUCGACGAUUCAGAGCUCGCAGUCGACGAACGUACCUUCUUCGCGCAGACCAAACAACAGGGGUUCUAUGUCUCCUCUGGCGAGGUCGCGCUCCUCAAAGACAAAACAACCCCCAAAAAACCCAAAUCCCGCCGUCCCCUCCUCCCCCCUCCCGAACCCAUCGCCGGCCCCUCCAACUUCCCACAUCCCUCCCACUCCUCCCACACCCUUUCCCAUCCUUCACACCCCCUUUCCCACUCGACUGCAUAUCCACAGGGCUCAAAUGGCCAUACGUAUCAACAUGCGAAUAUGACGCGGACGGGACCUACGCAUACGGGUGCGCCGAGAUCGUCGUUGCCUGGUACUACUACUACUGGGACAACAACGACGGGACUGUUAACCCGUGUCGGGCCACAAGGGUCAAAUACGCGAGACGGCGUCCGUGUAGGAGUGAGCCCAGGAUCGGGGAUAGGAACGAAAGAGACGCCGAUCGCGUUAUUGGACGAUACGUCCGACGACGCUCGAGGUCCCCCUGGCUUCGUCUCCGGCGCGGGUGCGGGAGGAGGAGGGGGUGGAGGUGCACCGCUGGGCGUAGGCCUAAACGGAACAGGCGCAAGCGCGGGACUAAAACGCAAAUCUAUGGACAGCAACAGUAACACCAACCCCAACAUGAGUGGAAGUGUCGGUGGAGGGAUGGGUGGGAGUGUAGGAGGCGGGGCGGGAGACGUGAGUAUGAUGAGCGUGACGAGCCAAGGAUCGGUGGGGACGGCGGGGGGGAAGAAGAAGAGGAGGGUGGAGAUUCAUCCGUUUCAUCCGGAGUUGGAGAGGAAGUUGGAGGAGUUGAGGGUUGCUGUUGCGAAGGAGAACUGGGACGUAAAAGGCAAAUUCCCGCCCGGACUGAAGCCGCUCCUCGCACAGGUCGCGCUUAAGGCGAUCACGCUGAACGAGUACGACGAUAAUUUCUUCAAUCUGAUGCCGAAGAUAUUCCCGUAUAAUCGGUUUACUAUGAGCAAACUCAUCAAACGCACCGUCUUCACCGAACACACCGCGCUGCUCACAGAACGGCAGAACGAGCUGUUGGCCGAGCUGAAGAAGCAGGCGGACGAGGGGUUCGAGAGGGCGAGGGAGGAGUGGGAGAGGAGUGUUGUUGUUUGGGAGAAGAAGCAGGGAAAGCCGACGGAGGGCGCGACGUCCGCGGAAGGAACGCCGGUCGUACAACCCCUCCCUUCUAUCACAGCCGACGACAACUCCAUGGACGUCGACCACGACACUCACCCCUCCUCUACCAACGGAGGUGCGGGAAAGGAUGCCGCCGCACCCCCCAACACCGCACAAAAUCCGCCCGCGAAAAAAUACCGCAUGACGGACUCGAUGAAGAAUAUCGUGUGGAGCCUAGUCUGUCUGAGCAAUGAAUGCUGUCGGAUCGAGAACGAGAAGAAUUCGCUGGAGGGGUCGACGUCGCAGGUUAGUGAGCAGGGACUGAGGAAGGUGCUUUAUCAGAAGAUUGUGGGGAGUUUUCCGGAGGGGUGGAUGAGUAGUGGGUAUAUUUCGAGAGAGGUGAGCGUGAUGAAGAAGAAGCUGGAGAAGGAGUACGAGGGCGCGGAGGGAUGAAUGUGGGGAUCAUUGCCUGUUGUGUUGUUCUUCUUGACUUGUUCUGUUCCGUCAUGUCCUGUUCUCGUGUCGUGUCAGCCAGCGUCCCCGCUCUGUCUCUGUGUUUUAUCUUACUAUGUAUAUCGCCUGUAUGUAGCGUACGACACCUACGCCGGACUUUCUACUCUAGUCCUUCUUCCUCUCUUGCCUUCCACCCCCCACCUCUUCCCUUCUCGCCUCUUUACCCCUUUCUCUUCGUUUUUGCGUCUUGCCCCUUUCGCUCCUGUCACAUACAUUUACGAUCGUGGGUCUCGAGUCUCCUGAUCCCCUUUAUGCCAUUGUAUGGUUAGGAGGCACGACUCAGAUUCCGAGUUACGCCCUUUCGAA
This is a messenger RNA of Stereum hirsutum FP-91666 SS1, 2928 nucleotides long. RefSeq lists its product as uncharacterized. Bases 118 to 2562 code for a protein of 814 amino acids. The transcript has 7 exons. NCBI's taxonomy places the organism in Eukaryota, Fungi, Basidiomycota, Agaricomycetes, Russulales, Stereaceae. The record is from RefSeq and is a predicted model, not a curated record.